Molecule: messenger RNA, 750 nt
Organism: Rhizophagus irregularis DAOM 181602=DAOM 197198
Lineage: Eukaryota; Fungi; Glomeromycota; Glomeromycetes; Glomerales; Glomeraceae
Source: RefSeq, a predicted model, not a curated record
AUGUCCAAGGAAUCGACUCCAGCUCAUUUUGAUAACAUGACAGCGGAGCCUGAUAUUCCAAUAGCAUUGACUUCUGGUACAACUGCAAUGUUUGAGAUGGAACCCAGCGUGAAGAGAGCUAUCGAUCAUGAUGAGGACCCUGAUAAAUUCAUGAUUAUUACGGAAAAGGAUAUUGACUUAGCUCGAGAAUAUCGAAAUAGAAUGAUGGAAAGAUUAAUUAGUGAAGAAAUACAACUUCUCAAUUUCGAAGAAAUGGGAACUCCCAGGGUAUAUGUUUAUGACGAUGACGAAUGGAAAGAAGCAUUGAUCUAUAGUUGCGAGACAUCUCAUCUCUGGUUACAAGUCGGGCACGAAGUGGCAGAAGGAAGAAUUGAACUUUUUCUGCAUGAGAUGCUUUCCGGUGACCUUCUAGCAGAAAGAGUGAAAAGAGUCCAAGCGCGACAACGACUUCGAAAUGGAUUUAAUUUUAGUAACGAACAAGUUACCGCAAAAGUGUCACUUUUGCAAGAAGAGUCAAUUAAGGAAUUAUCUCAGUAUAUUGUUCAGGAGAAUCUUAGUGAAAUGGAAGUAAAAACUAUAUGCAGGACCUUAGUUGAAUCAGCCUCAAGUGCUAGUUCUGCCUCAUCACAUCUCUCCAGAGAUUUGCGCAGGCUUAACACUUCAGAAAAAAUAACUUCUGCUACGUUAGAUCCAGAAACAACUCGAUUAGCUAAUGAAGAACAAAAGGGAAAGCGCUUGCUCAGGGAUUAA